Messenger RNA from Cygnus atratus (black swan), 892 nucleotides. RefSeq names its product dynein light chain Tctex-type 2 (gene DYNLT2). The coding region runs from base 12 to 569 and encodes 185 amino acids. The transcript is spliced from 4 exons. The record is from RefSeq and is a predicted model, not a curated record. Gene Ontology annotation, biological process: microtubule-based movement. Gene Ontology annotation, molecular function: dynein intermediate chain binding. Gene Ontology annotation, cellular component: cytoplasmic dynein complex; cytoplasm. NCBI's taxonomy places the organism in Eukaryota, Metazoa, Chordata, Aves, Anseriformes, Anatidae.
UGCGUUGAGCCAUGGAGACGCGUCCCAAGGCUGAGCGGCGCCUGAGCCUGUCGGUUGCCCAGCGAGAGCGGCCGGGCCGGCUGCUGGAGGGUGUGAAGAUGAAAGGAAAACAGAAGCAAUCUAUUUUUGAACCUUUAGCUCCCCUGGAAGAAGAAUAUUUCAGUGAUUCAACAAAAACUAGGCGACUGCCAUUCAGAGCUAGUAGGGCAAAGAUAAAAUAUGCUAAUACAUACAGACUGGAGUCAUAUAAUAAAUUUCGGGAUUAUUUAGUAAGAGACAAAGCUCAAGCAAUACUAACGAAUAAACUUCAACAAGACAAAUAUGAUGCAGUUUCUAGUCCCUCCUUGUGUGCUUCAAUCUCUGAAGAGAUAUUAACAGCUACGAAGGAAAUGGGCUUUGACCGUUAUAAGUACGUGGUAUCAGUGCUAAUUGUGGAAAAGGCAGGUCAAGCCAUACAUGUUGCCAGCAGAUGGGUUUGGGAUGUUCAAAGAGACAGUUGGGUUUCAGCUAAAUAUGAAACGGAAACAUUUAUAGCACUGGCUUUGGUAAUGGCUUGCUAUUAUGAGUAAUGCUCUAAAAAGCGCACCUAUUUUUGUGCAUCACAGGACUUGGUAUAUUUGAAAAUUUUCAGAACAUUAGUCUACCAACAGCAUUUGUCCAAAAUCCGGUACUAAAAUAUAGAUGCUGACAUAUAGUUGGGAUAAUUUUGCUCAUUUUUCGUUGUAAAAUAACUUCUGAAAUGUGCGUGGUUAAGUACAUGUGGGCUUCAUCUGUCAUAAUGCUCUGAAGCAGCUGGUGUAAAGCCAGACUUUGUACAAUUUUGAAUGUUUGUUGCAUACCUAGAGCUGUUAACGAAUGCUUGCAAUAAAUUGUAGGUGUCUGUUUUCUUAAA